CGGGUGAAUUUAAAAUUAAAAAUGGAUGUUUAUUUCUUUAAACCUGAUGAAUAUGAACGUUUAUAUAAUUGUAGUUCCUAUAGUAUUGACCAAAUACCUUUGGAAAAACGUAGACAUGAAUGGCUUGGAAUUUUUUUCUUCACUAUUGGCACAAUUUAUGAGGUGAUAAUUAUAAGUGUUAAUUUUAUAGAGAUGUCAAGAUCUUAA
Meloidogyne enterolobii is the source of this 207-nucleotide messenger RNA. The record is from the annotation of a GenBank genome assembly. Lineage: Eukaryota; Metazoa; Nematoda; Chromadorea; Rhabditida; Meloidogynidae.